Messenger RNA from Octodon degus (degu), 4798 nucleotides. RefSeq names its product zinc finger protein 687 (gene Znf687). Lineage: Eukaryota; Metazoa; Chordata; Mammalia; Rodentia; Octodontidae. The coding region runs from base 486 to 4175 and encodes 1229 amino acids. The record is from RefSeq and is a predicted model, not a curated record. The transcript is spliced from 11 exons.
CCUGGCCAAUGGCGAGUGUGAAAGCGGGCGGCCCAGGCUAGGGGUGCGGAGGGAGCUCAGGGAGGAGGGCGGCCUAACCGGAGAGAAGCAGGAAGUAGCGGCGGCCCCGGGGAGGGCGGCGGCGGCGGCUGCUGGAGCAGGAUAGAGACCGCUGCCUCUCGGCUCGCGCUAGGAACGGAAUAAAUGGCAGGGACUUAAUUCCGCCCGCUGCCCAGCUUGGCCGCAAUCUAAUCGCCCCCAGCCGAGAGCCGGCCCCUCCACUGUGCAGAAGGCCCUGGGCCCGGGCAGAAGGCAGUGAAGCCCCCAUCCGACCCAGGUCUCUUCACUCUCUUCUUGAGCCCCUGCCUUCAGCUUUUGGGGAAGAGCAGAGGGAAAAAGAGUUGGUACUCCCCCUACACCUUGGUCCAUGCAGUGCCAGCUGCCACCUGCUGGGACUGUCUCCAGUUACAGUCUCAAGGCUGGAAAGAGGUCUGGGACCUGCCACUAUGGGGGACAUGAAGACCCCUGAUUUUGAUGACCUCCUUGCUGCCUUUGACAUCCCUGAUAUUGAUGCAAAUGAAGCCAUCCACUCUGAGCCAGAAGAUAGUGAGGAGCCAGGAGGCCCAGGGAAGCCAGAACCCAGAGUGGAAGGAGAAUCUGAAGGCGUGGCAGCGGCAGCUGCUGGGGAUGACCCUCAGGUUCCAGCCCAGGCCUCUGACCAUGGCCUGCCACCACCAGAUAUUCCCACAGUCAGCGUCAUUGUCAAGAACACUGUGUGUCCUGAGCAACCUGAGACCCUAGCUGAGGGAACAGGAGGGGAAUCAGCCCGGGCUGUGGGGGUACCUAAGGAAGGAACUUUAGGGGCUUCUCUGAUGCAGAAUGGAUUUGGGGUUUCUGAGCCAUCCCUUCCAGGAACUCCCCACUCCCCAGGUCCUCCCAGUGUGGGUACCUGGAAGGAAAAAGCUAUGGAAGGCAACCCCACCUUGGACCUUUUUGCUCAUUUUGAGCCUGAGCCAGGGGAGCAUCCAGAUCCCCUUCCUCCUCCUGCACCCUCCCCACCUCAUGAGGGGGCAGUCACCCCGCCUUCUUUCCCCUCACCUUUUGAACUGGCCCCGGAGAAUGGUCCAGUGCUGCUGCCACCUAGCUCCUCCCCACCCCCUGGGGCCUUGAAGCAAGAAAGCUGUAGCCCCCUUCAUCCUGAGGAACAAGGCCAGCAAGGGCCAUGCUCUAGUCCUGAGGUCACAGCUACUCAGGUUGAUGGAAUGUCAUUUUUCAAGCAGUCUCCAGGGCACCAGAGCCCUCCUGCCUCUCCUCAUUUGCCCAGCUGUAGGCCCCUGAAGGAAGAGGAAGAUGAGGGCCCAGUGGUCAAGUCUCCUCCUAGAAGUCCCCAGAGUCCUUCUAGCGGAGCUGAGGCUGCAGAUGAGGACAGCAAUGACUCGCUUGCCUCCUCCACCUCCUCUCGGCCCCUCAAGGUGCGGAUCAAGACCAUUAAAACAUCCUGCGGGAAUAUCACGAGGACUGUAACCCGGGUCCCCUCAGACCCUGAUCCCCCUGCCCCCUUGACUGAGGGGGCCUUUCUGGCAGAGGCAAGCCUCCUAAAGCUGUCCCCUGCAGCCCCUGCCCCUGAAGGCCCAAAGGUGGUAAGUGUGCAGCUGGGCGAUGGCACGAGGCUGAAGGGUACAGUGUUACCUGUGGCCACCAUCCAGAACGCCAGCACUGCCAUGCUGAUGGCAGCAAGUGUAGCCCGCAAAGCUGUGGUUCUGCCUGGGGGAUCUGCCACCAGUCCUAAGGUGAUGGCUAAAAACGUGCUAGGCCUGGUGCCCCAAACCUUGCCCAAAGCUGAGGGGCGUGGAGGGCUGGGGACGGGAGGUCAGAAGGUGAACGGUGCCUCAGUGGUGAUGGUGCAGCCUUCAAAGCCAGCUGCCGGCCUGGGCACAGCGAGUGGAACAGUGAUCUCACGGACCCAGUCCAGCCUGGUGGAGGCCUUUAACAAGAUCCUCAACAGCAAGAACCUGCUACCUGCCUACAGACCCAACCUGAGUCCGCCUGCUGAGGCUGGGCUGGCCCUCCCACCCACAGGCUACCGCUGCCUGGAGUGUGGGGAUGCCUUCUCGCUGGAGAAGAGCCUGGCUAGGCACUAUGACCGCCGGAGCAUGCGCAUAGAGGUCACCUGCAAUCACUGUGCCCGUCGUCUGGUCUUCUUCAACAAGUGCAGCUUGCUCUUGCACGCACGUGAGCACAAGGACAAGGGGCUUGUCAUGCAGUGCUCGCAUUUGGUUAUGAGGCCUGUAGCCCUUGAACAGAUGGUGGGGCAGCCGGACAUCACGCCUUUGCUGCCUGUGGCUGUGCCGCCUGCUGCUGGACCUCUGGUCUUGCCUGUUUUGGGCAAGGCUGAAGGGGCCAUCACCUCUGCCAUUACUGCAAUUGCCACUGAAGCCCCUGUGCUGCCACUGUCAACAGAUCCACCUACUGUCCCUGCCACCUCUGCAUACACGUGCUUCCGCUGCCUGGAGUGCAAGCAGCAGUGCCGGGACAAGGCAGGCAUGGCAGCCCACUUCCAGCAGCCUGGGCCCCCAGCCCCUGGGGCCAACAGCAAUGUGUGUCCGUCCUGCCCCAUGAUGCUCCCCAAUCGCUGCAGCUUCAGUGCCCACCAGCGCACGCAUAAGAACCGAGCCCCCCAUGUAUGCCCUGAGUGUGGGGGCAACUUCCUGCAAGCCAAUUUCCAGACCCACCUGCGAGAAGCCUGUCUGCAUUUCUCUCGUCGUGUAGGAUACAGGUGUCCUAGCUGCGCAGUGGUGUUUGGGGGUGUGAACUCCAUUAAGUCCCACAUUCAGACAUCACACUGCGAAGUAUUCCACAAGUGCCCCAUCUGCCCCAUGGCCUUCAAGUCUGCACCCAGCGCUCACGCCCACCUCUUCUCCCAGCAUCCGACCUUCCUCACACAGCAAGCCAAGCUGAUCUACAAGUGUGCCAUGUGUGACACAGUCUUCACUCACAAACCCCUCCUCUCCUCACACUUCGACCAGCACUUGCUGCCCCAGCGUGUCAGUGUCUUUAAGUGCCCAUCUUGUCCUCUGCUCUUUGCCCAAAAAAGGACCAUGUUGGAACACCUUAAGAACACCCAUCAGUCUGGGCGCCUAGAGGAGGAGACACCUGGGAAAGGGCCUGGAGGGGCCCUUCUGACCCCCAAGACUGAGCCAGAGGAGCUGGCUGUGUCUCAGGGAGAGGCAGCCCCUGCAACUGAGGAGUCCUCUUCAUCCUCAGAAGAGGAAGAGCUGCCCAGUUCCCCUGAGCGCCGGCGCCCAGCCAAACGACCCCGGCGGGAACUGGGGAGCAAAGGCAUCAAGGGUGGGGGUGGUGGGCCUGGGGGCUGGACCUGUGGCCUUUGUCACUCUUGGUUCCCUGAGCGUGAUGAGUAUGUGGCUCACAUGAAGAAGGAGCAUGGCAAGUCAGUGAAGAAGUUCCCCUGUCGCCUGUGUGAGCGCUCCUUCUGCUCUGCCCCCAGCCUGCGGCGCCACGUCAGGGUCAAUCAUGAGGGCAUCAAGCGAGUUUACCCAUGCAGGUACUGCACAGAGGGAAAGCGCACCUUCAGCAGCCGCCUGAUCCUGGAGAAACAUGUCCAGGUCCGGCAUGGCCUGCCUCUUGGGCCCCAAUCCCCUGGCAGAGGGAGCACCCUGGCUCGGGGGCCUGGUGCCAGAGCCCAGGGGCCAGGACGGAAACGUCGCCAGUCUUCUGACUCAUGCAGUGAGGAGCCUGACAGUACUACACCUCCCGCAAAGCUCCCCAGGGGUGGUCCUGGGUCAGGAGGCCACGGUCCCCUACGCUAUCGGAGUGGCUCUGCUGAGCAGAGCCUCAUAGGGUUAAGGGUAGAUGGUGGUGCCCAGCAGUGCCUCGACUGUGGCUUGUGCUUUGCCUCCCCUGGCUCCUUGAGCCGGCACCGAUUCAUCAGCCACAAGAAGAGACGGGUUAUGGGGCGAUCAGGUGCCCUGGGGCUGGCAGCUGGGGAGGAAGAGGUUCCUCCUCUGUCUGGGGCUGAUGUAGAAGGUGCUGAUUGUCCCAUGGCCCCUUCUGGUGGCCCACUGACCUGCAAGGUCUGUGGGAAGAGCUGUGACAGCCCUCUCAACCUCAAGACACACUUCCGCACACAUGGCAUGGCGUUCAUCAGGGCUCGGCAGGGGGGCAGCGGGGACAACUAGGCCUUGGGUCUGGGCCUGACCAGCUUGUCUUCCCUGGGAUUCACUGCUGCUGCUGCCUGGUCCCUAGAUUGGGGACAUUUCACAUCACAUUGUGUUUAGUCCCUCUUCUUAACCCUGAAGAAAAAGCUUUUGAGGAUCAUAGUGGUUUGCAAUUCCCCUUGGGGCCAAUUGGGCCCUCCAUUCCCACUCUCUGAACCCAACACUAAUCAUGCUCCUGCUGCAGACCCCCAGGAUACAACUUGGGGGAGGACAGGACCGAAGCCCCCCCCAUACCACCUUUAGGCACAGACUUUAUUCCCCUGGGUUGGGCCCUGCCCUGCUGCCCCAUACUCCCUGGCACUCGAGCCCCUCACCCUGCAGUGCCUUUCACUUGUCUUUUUCCCCCAGAAAUCCAGGGGUGGGGGGUUGGUGGGGAUGUGUCCUGUCACGGCUUAGGGAGGGGACAGGGGCUCAGGAAUCCUUUAUUCUUGUAGUAAUAAUACUAACUGGGAGAAAACCAGACCAUUAAAAUUGUUUGUGGUUUAAUCCCCACUCAGGUCUCUGUGGUUUGGACGAUUUGGACUUGGCAGGGGGGCAGGUGUCAGACCUGAGAAGCCCUUCCAGGGGAGGUGGUAUUGUUAAAU